AAGAAUCCUAACUUCGCUGCACCUGCCAACCUUAAUUCAUUUCCUUUAUUUUUUUAUAAAUAUUAUAUUUUUAUAUAAUUAUAAAAACUCACUAAUUAUUAGCAGAUUUCAACUAUUAGCUUUUAUUAUUUUUUAAAAAUUAUUUUUGCUGAGUUAUUUUACAUCUUCAACACUGGGAACCUCGCUAUAAAAGCUGACCUAUACCUCCCUUUUAUCACGUCUCUUUGUAUUGCAUAGUUCUUCUUCAAGCUCAAACAGAUAGCAAGAAGAAGAAUAAGAAGGAGAUUUUAGUCCUGUAGUUGAUAUGUCGCUUCUUUCAGAUCUCAUCAACCUUAAUCUCUCUGAGACCACUGACAAGAUCAUCGCGGAGUACAUAUGGAUCGGUGGAUCUGGCAUGGACUUGAGGAGCAAAGCAAGGACCCUCUCUGGACCAGUCAGUGAUCCUUCAAAGCUUCCAAAGUGGAACUACGAUGGUUCCAGCACAGGCCAGGCUCCUGGAGAAGAUAGUGAAGUGAUCCUCUAUCCUCAAGCUAUUUUUAGGGAUCCAUUUAGAAGGGGCAACAACAUCCUUGUCAUUUGUGAUGCUUACACCCCAGCCGGUGAGCCAAUUCCAACAAACAAGAGACAUGCCGCCGCUAAGAUUUUCAGCCAUCCUGAUGUGGUUGCUGAAGUGCCUUGGUAUGGCAUUGAGCAAGAAUACACCUUGUUGCAGAAAGACAUUAAAUGGCCUAUUGGCUGGCCCAUUGGGGGCUUCCCUGGCCCUCAGGGACCAUACUAUUGUGGUGUUGGUGCUGACAAGUCAUUUGGAAGAGACAUUGUUGAUGCACAUUACAAGGCUUGUUUAUAUGCUGGUGUCAACAUUAGUGGUAUUAAUGGAGAAGUUAUGCCUGGCCAGUGGGAGUUUCAAGUUGGACCUGCAGUUGGUAUCUCAGCCGGAGAUGAAUUGUGGGUUGCUCGCUACAUUUUGGAGAGGAUUACAGAGAUUGCUGGAGUUGUGCUUUCUUUUGAUCCUAAGCCAAUUCAGGGUGACUGGAAUGGAGCAGGUGCACAUACAAAUUACAGUACAAAGUCAAUGAGAAAUGAUGGAGGCUAUGAGGUCAUCAAGAAAGCAAUUGAAAAGCUGGGGUUGAGGCACAAAAAACACAUUGCUGCAUAUGGUGAAGGCAAUGAGCGCCGACUCACGGGGCGACAUGAAACAGCUGACAUCAACACUUUCAAAUGGGGUGUUGCAGACCGUGGAGCAUCUGUUCGCGUUGGCCGGGAUACAGAAAAGGAAGGAAAAGGGUAUUUUGAGGACAGAAGGCCUGCAUCAAACAUGGAUCCAUAUGUUGUUACUUCCAUGAUUGCAGAAACCACCAUCCUGUGGAAACCAUGAGCGAAACUCUGUCUGGAAUCAAGCCAUUUUACAUUUCAAACAUUGUUAUUUCUAGCCUUUUGUGGGAGUAUAGGAAGAAAUGUCUCAGUGGGGAACUUUUAGUCCAAUGUGAUUUUAAUUUAUUUCCUAAUUUUUCCUGCUGUUUCGCCCUUUGUAUGGGGAGAUUUAGCAAGGUUGUUUGUUUGCUUCCUCGCUUAGUCCAUUCAGCGUUGUAUUGUUGAAUAAUUAAACGCUUUAAUACCAAUAACAUUAUUAAAGGUAUUAUGUUUGUUA
Jatropha curcas is the source of this 1648-nucleotide messenger RNA. Its product is annotated as glutamine synthetase cytosolic isozyme. Gene Ontology annotation, cellular component: cytoplasm. Lineage: Eukaryota; Viridiplantae; Streptophyta; Magnoliopsida; Malpighiales; Euphorbiaceae. Gene Ontology annotation, molecular function: glutamine synthetase activity. The record is from RefSeq and is a predicted model, not a curated record.